AGAGCGGAAUGGAGGUAAAAGCGUUUUUACUGAGCGCUUACUAUGUGCAGAGCGCUACUUUGCACCGGAAAAGCGGGCGGAAUCCAGAUGGCGUCGGCGGGGCUGUUCGAGUGCCGGCUGUGCGGCCUGUCGGCCCCCUACGGCUACGUGGGACGCAGGCCGCCCGACUCGCGCUCCGUCGUCCUGCUGGAGGAGAGCUACGUCACGCGGGACCCGUUCGCCCCCGGCAAGGACAAGUUCCUCGUCGUCGGCUCCCGGUGCGGUCUGUGUGACAAGCCCGUGUGCGCGGGCCCGGGAUGCAGCUUGUUCUACUCCAAGCGGUUCUGCCUGCCCUGCACUUGGGAAAACAUCGACGCGUUCCCCCGGGAAAUCCGCCACGAUCUGGAGAAGAAGAGAGCCGAGACGAAGCCCUCGUCCAAAAAACCGGACUCGAGGACGUGAGCGGGUGGGAUUGGCGGCCGGCAGGCGGGGUCGGGGAGGCGACGCGCGGCCUGGAGCUGGGCCGUUCCCAAGAGCCCGGAGCGCCCCCGUGGACCGACCCCCGCCCUCCCGGACCUUCCGCGGGCCACAGUCCGCCGUGGUCAGGGCUGGGUGGUCCCCACGCUCUCCGUGACACCCCCCUCACCCACCUUCCCUAGGCCAUGAAGGCGGGCCCUCCUUUCCCAGUGCUUUUUCUCAUCAACAUUGUGAGUAGAGAGGAGGAGGCGACGAAGGAAGGGGCUGGGGGGGAGCGGAAUUUGGGGCAGCGGGUUAUCGGAAUAAAUAGAUUCCAAAACCCCGGUC
Molecule: messenger RNA, 783 nt
Organism: Ornithorhynchus anatinus (platypus)
Lineage: Eukaryota; Metazoa; Chordata; Mammalia; Monotremata; Ornithorhynchidae
Gene: CDPF1
Product: cysteine rich DPF motif domain containing 1
Exons: 4
Coding region: 43-441 (132 amino acids)
Source: RefSeq, a predicted model, not a curated record